Molecule: messenger RNA, 1170 nt
Organism: Aureobasidium melanogenum CBS 110374
Lineage: Eukaryota; Fungi; Ascomycota; Dothideomycetes; Dothideales; Saccotheciaceae
Exons: 1
Coding region: 1-1170 (389 amino acids)
Biological process (GO): positive regulation of transcription from RNA polymerase II promoter by glucose
Cellular component (GO): nucleus
Molecular function (GO): sequence-specific DNA binding
Source: RefSeq, a predicted model, not a curated record
AUGGCUCACCCAGCGACUUCUGCCAUCACCAUGGCUUUUGCUUCUCCAUCUUACUCUGGCGGCAUGGCCAAACACUCGACCGUCAGCAACUUGUCCGCCGCUGUUGCCAAACACGGUAUCGGAAUGCCACUUACACCACCUAACUCCGUAUCUCCGGGCUUGCCUGCGCAGGCUGCCGCUGGUCUACGCUCGCCGCCUCCGAUUCGUAUCGACGGUGAGAGCGGCUCCCGUCCGUCUCUUCCUCUUAGCAAGGGCGCGCUCUCGGGAUUGGAUGCUUCGCAGUCCAUCACCGCAUCCAUGCUCGCAAAGGAUCACUUGCCAGGCAUCAUGCUCGGACAUGGUCCUGUCGCCAUCAGACACGUCAUGGCUUGCUUGACGCAGUCAGUCCCUGGUUUCUCGCGUAUACCACCAGCCAAGGCUCGCAGGCUGGUCGUAGCAGCCUUGGAAAACCGAGCAGGUGGUGGUGCCGACGGCAGCGUUGUGUUUGAAAAGGUGGGAUGGGGCAGAUGGGAUGCAUACACCAAGGGUGAACGCCCUGAUCUGAGCUCAAGCUACCGGGAUGGAAAGUUGUCUCCGCCACCUAGCGAGCCCGAGAGUUGUGCUGCUUCGUACACUGAAUCCGGUUUCCCUGGCUCGUACAAGCCUCGCGACAACCAGCAGCUUAACAGUUGGGCAGAGUCUUCUAUGGCCUCCCACUACGAUGAUCAUCUGGACAACAUGAGCAUGGAAGAGAAUGAGGCAGACAAAAUGUCACUCGACGGCUCCUCUUCCGCCAUGUCUGAGGACGAUUCCGGAAUGUCAGACAGCGAAGGUGAUGAAACUGAGGAAGAGGACUGGGCUGCAAUGGGAGCGGACGCUCUACGCAAAGCUUCUAUCUCGACAGCGGCAUCUCCUGGAGCCAGAAAGAACUACAACCUCAUCAGCAUUUCUGGCUCUCUGCAUGACGCACGAACGCCAUCUGUAUAUGGAAGCGCUGGUGGCGCUAGGUCGUCCUUCCUCACAAGAUCGACCCCUCAAUUCGCAAGAAGGCCAUCAGCAAUGAGCCAUGCCCAACACAGGAGCAGUGUCAGCCAGAGACCACCCAGCCAUGGCACCACACCAAUGGAGAUCGACCAUACUAUCCAGGAAAGAGAAGCUAUUGAGGCUCUCCUGCGUAUGGGUUCGGUGUAA